Molecule: messenger RNA, 1206 nt
Organism: Onthophagus taurus
Lineage: Eukaryota; Metazoa; Arthropoda; Insecta; Coleoptera; Scarabaeidae
Source: RefSeq, a predicted model, not a curated record
UAAAAUUCCUAUAAUAUAAAAGUUAAUUUAAAUUGACAACUGCAAUUUAUUAUUUCAUAAUAAUUACAAUUUGAAAGCGUAGAUAAUCUUUCUGAAGAACCACACAGAAAAGUCCUUCAAAGUCGCCAUUUAACAAAAACAAAACCACAAUUACGUAAAACUCAUCAUUUUAUUUUAAGCCAUCUCACGAUGUGAAAAAAAAAUUAAUUACAAAAAACACAAUUUUGAACUUUCUUGUAUAAAUUCUCAAUAGACCAAUUAAACCAAUCGCUUCUUCUUAUAUCACAUCGUUUCUGUGCAAAUCUAACUUUAAAGUUUAAACUACACGGUAUAAAUCCAUAGAGCACGUUAUGUAAUUGUGUUUAAAUAAUAGACAUGGGAAUAAAUCCAGGAAAACGACUGUUAAACGUUGAUAAAGUUUAAUCGUCCAGAGAUCUCCUGAAGAAUUUUGUUUUUUUAAUCGUUCCCCAUUUCACCUAACUGAUACUCAAAGGAGAAGUCACAAAUCGUAAAGGGGAGAGAAGAAAACGAGUGUGGUGGGAUUCACAUUUGCUGGUUGUGUAUAAAUACGAUAGAACAUCGCCAGUGAAGAGUAAACUUGUUAAAGUAAUCUUCGAUUUGUAUUGCGUAGUUUAUAUGAUAAACAAAAUUUAAUAUGAAGAAUUACUUAAUUAUUUUUGGUUUGGUUACACUUGUAACUACAAAUCCCAUCGAUUUAAGUGGUUACGAUGGCGGUUUACACGGAUCUCUUUAUUCUUCAGCACCGGCCGUUCAAAAAGUUGAAGCAGACGCUUAUCCAAAAUAUCAAUUUAAUUAUGGUGUUAAAGAUAGUCAUACUGGUGAUAUUAAGGAACAAUCUGAAGAACGAGACGGUGAUCACGUAAAAGGAGAAUAUUCUUUGGUCGAGCCAGACGGAACGGUUCGAAAUGUUAAAUAUGAAGCGGACAGUCAUAACGGAUUUAAUGCGGUUGUUACUAAAACAGGACAUGCUUCACAUCCGGCCGCUGCACCGAAAAUUUCAAUACCGAUUAAUUCCCAUGGACUUCUAAACUCGUAUCAUUAAAAAAAUUCUUUCAAUUUCUUAUUCCAAUAUGACCGUUUGGCAGAUUUAUUUUAUCGUCGUUAAUUAUGUAUUUUCGUACAACUUGAGUAUUAUCUUUUAGAUUAAGUUAAGUACUUUUUUUUAUUGUUUUAUAUUAAAAUAUA